AUGUCAAACUACUACGCCUCGCAACAACCUCAAUACCCCCCCAGCGGCGCACCCGCACCCACCGCCGCCCAAAACCUCCAAUUCUUUCCCUCCCAGUACACUACCAACACCGGCACACCACAGGGCGGUGGAGGCUACGGAUAUGCCAACACAGGCGGCUACGGCGUCGGCGCGCCAGCGCAACAGAGCAACUUUGCGACGCCUGGUUUCGGAGCAGCGCAGCAGGGCGUUAGUGGUAGGAUGGGCGAGCAGGGCGGUUUGAGGACGGGUUGGGUUGCUGCUUUUUCGUCAGAGGGGUAUGAUGGCGAGCCGCCUUUGCUGGAGGAGCUGGGCGUUAACUUUGGACAUAUUCAAGCAAAGACGCUGGCUGUGUUGAACCCCUUUCGACGAAUCGAUGCGCACAUCAUGGACGAUUCCGACCUCGCAGGACCACUCAUCUUCUUCCUCCUCUUCGGCUUCAUCCUCCUCUUCUCAGGCCAAGUCCACUUCGGCUACAUCUACGGCCUCGCCGCUCUAGGCUCUAUUUCUCUUCAUCUAAUCCUCUCUCUCAUGUCGCCCUCCGACGUCGACCCAGGCACACAAGCAGUCAACAAUUUCCCCCAAUACAGCAGCGAUCCCUCCGCACCACCCCAACCGCACGACGGUCAACACGGCGGCCACUUCUCCUCGACGUUGACAUACCCCCGAAGCGCGAGCGUGUUGGGAUACUGCCUUUUGCCUCUUGUAGCGACGAGUUUGUUUGGUAUCGUUAUGCGAAUGGACACACCUAUUGGAAUCGUCGCUACUACUGCGGCUAUCCUUUGGUGCACUUAUAGCGCAAGCGGUAUGUUCUGCGCGGUGGGACAGAUGAAGCGCAUGCGAGGACUAGUCGCGUAUCCUCUUGCUCUGUUCUACGUUGGAUUCGGCAUCAUGGGUAUUUUCAGCAGUCGAGGAAGCGGAACCUUUUCCGGUGCUGCUGCUAAGCUUAACGCUUGA
Molecule: messenger RNA, 975 nt
Organism: Fusarium pseudograminearum CS3096
Lineage: Eukaryota; Fungi; Ascomycota; Sordariomycetes; Hypocreales; Nectriaceae
Exons: 2
Coding region: 1-975 (324 amino acids)
Biological process (GO): vesicle fusion with Golgi apparatus; endoplasmic reticulum to Golgi vesicle-mediated transport
Cellular component (GO): membrane; trans-Golgi network
Source: RefSeq, a predicted model, not a curated record